Venturia canescens is the source of this 2515-nucleotide messenger RNA. RefSeq names its product JIL-1 anchoring and stabilizing protein (gene Jasper). The transcript is spliced from 12 exons. The coding region runs from base 237 to 1676 and encodes 479 amino acids. NCBI's taxonomy places the organism in Eukaryota, Metazoa, Arthropoda, Insecta, Hymenoptera, Ichneumonidae. The record is from RefSeq and is a predicted model, not a curated record.
AGCGCAUAUCGCGCAUGUACAUACACACAAGUGCAAACGCUCGUUGCAAAUGGACGUUUUUUCCGAUAUUGUAAAACGCUUUUAUUGAGAAAUAUCAAGAUUUUUCAAUUAAAAUCUUGUUGCUCGUAGUGAAGGGGACGAGAGUGAGAAACUCUGUGGUAAGCGACGACUAGCGUCGCUCGAUUUCGAAAAAUAGCACGCUUCACUCUUUCGAGAGGAAAACAGACAGAAAAAACAUGGUCAAGCUGACGAAAAAGUUUUUCGCGGGCGAUAAAGUGUUUGCCAAAGUUCGAGGUUAUCCAGCGUGGCCAGCGAGAAUAGAAGGAGUGACAGAUGCAAACACCAAGAAUGCCAAAUACAAUGUUUACUUUUACGGAACGGGAGAAACAGCGGUUUGCAAAGUGGAAGAGCUUUUUGUGUACCUUGACAACAAGGACAAAUUCACAAAGCCUUUGAAGAGAAAAAUAUUCCACGAUGGGAUAAUAGCGCUAGAAAAAGAGCUCAAGAGCGACGAGGGCAAAGCAGCUUCUCUGGAAGAUCUGAAAGUUUUGGCAUCGGAACCAGCUUUAUCGGGAGAAGCUUCGGAAAAAAACAGUGCCACAGAGGCUUUGGGACCAGCCGUGGACAGCGACAUGGAAAGCGGGCCCUUGGUUAUCGACGAAGGAGACAAAAAAAAGUCUGUCAAGCGCAGAACUCUCUCCGCCACGCCCAACAAUCCAGACACUCCGGAAGCAAAGAAAAAACGAGGCCGUGCCAAAGGUUCGCUGACCCCGGCCGACAGCACCCCGAAGCAAGAAUCCACCGCCGGGGAUUCUCAGGGGGAAGAAUCUUCGCCUGGCAAGGAAGUCGUGAGUCGCAGCGGACGCAAAAUCAAACCAAAACGUUUUGCCGAUUUCUCCAGCUCAGAGGAGGCUGAAACUACCGAUAAAAAUGAAAACUCCACGAGAUCUCGAGGAAAAAGUAAAGUCGACGAAUCUAAUGAAAAUCAAGCUUCGCCUUCCGCUGGAAGAAAAAAAAUCAUGACAGAAAAGGAAAACAAAAAAACUCCAUCAAAGGAGGGAGCGAUACAGCGCAAAAAGUAUAAACUACGAUGGCUUCGCGUGGAAGCUCAGCUGCUCGAAUUGGACGCCCAAAUCAAGUCGAAUCUUGGACUGGAUCGAGCUGACGCUGACAAAUGUUUGCAAGCGAUGGAUGACAUGCUCGCACUCUCCAUCGACCCUUUGAUGUUGAAAAAGCAUCCCCAAAUAGUCGAGACCGUCAAGAGGUUGCGACGCUACAUCGGCAAUUUGGCGGACUGGAAAUUGAGCGAGGAAGAAGUGACCACUUUCAAACUCAAAGCUGAACAAAUAAGACAAAAAGCCGAGCACAUUUACAACAAAUUCAAAGCCAUGUUCACCGUCCCUGAGGGACAGUCCUUCUGGCAAUCUUUCUCAGACCAGGUGCUUCAUUUCAAAGAACUGACGAAAGACAUGCCCGAAGAAAAGAUGCUCUCGCUGAUGGCAGAUCCCGCCUGUCCCGAUGGUGGCCCGGGGCUCGAGGGAAGCGAAUCGACGACGGCGACAGCGACGUCGACGACGAACGAGGAGAGUGCGAUGGAGACGAGGACAGUUUCAGAAUCGGAAGCGGAGCCCUUGCCGACGAGAUGCGCGAGUCCCGUGGAGACGCCAGCCAAGUAACAUCGACCAGUAUCAGCGCAUCAUUAGAACUUGGACUCAUCAGCGAGGAUACUUUCGUGAGAGCCGAGGAAGCACCAAACUGUGUGUGUGUGUGUGUGUGUUGGGACUGAAGUUAGAGGAAGAGAGCGAAGGCGGAGCUUCGUCCAGAGGCGAGAGCGCGUUCCUCGAAUAAAUCUUUUAAUCAGCAGUUACACGAACGUUGCACAGGCCUCCGUUUACAGCACGUUCACUUAUUUGGAAAGAAACACGAAAGGCUAAGAAAACUCGAGAAUCCGAAGGAUUAUGUGAGCAGGCUUUCUUGCCGUUUUCGACGAAUCGAGACACAAGAAAUUAGACGUUGAGAAACAAGUUUAACGAUCAACUCCGACGACGAGCCCGACGAGGGGUUGGACGUCGGACCCAUUUCCUAUCGUUCCUCGUUCGAAUUUUUUGUCCUCUCGUUUCAAACGGAAACGGGGGUUUACCGGUUGAGUAGAGCAAAGUUCCGUUGAGCCUCGCGCGCACCCCUUCAUUUGCCAUUGAUUAUUAUCACGAAUCUUUUCUUAAACUUUCCUUUUAAUUUGCCUAGAGGAUGCACAAAAUGUGAGAUAAACUUAAAUAUCGAUCGUGAUUAAGGGAAGAUAAAAUAGAUUUGGAGUACACACGUGAGCGUGUAAGGAGAAGAGAACUUUGUAAAUAAAUAACGAAAAUAACAGAAGGCUCUCAAUAUCUCAUUUCUUUUCGGGCCACGCGAGAUAACCAAGAGAUGAAAUUUAUUCUACCACUGUUUCGGCUGUUAAAAAGUUUGUAAGGAGCGAUUAAUAAAUUUUCCAAAUAUUUUUGGUAUCAAUCCACCGGAA